This is a messenger RNA of Diuraphis noxia (Russian wheat aphid), 1326 nucleotides long. RefSeq names its product major royal jelly protein 6-like. NCBI's taxonomy places the organism in Eukaryota, Metazoa, Arthropoda, Insecta, Hemiptera, Aphididae. The record is from RefSeq and is a predicted model, not a curated record.
UCGCGCAAUCAUCGCUUUUAAACCAAUAUGAUAAUAUAUCUAGUGGUCAAUAUUUAUUUGAGUGUUUGUUUAUGUGAGCUAAAUGUGGUGUACCAGUGGGACAAAAUAGAUUUGACAAAUCAUGAAAAUCACCUACAGGAAACGGAACAUGCCUAUAUUCCAGAAAAUAAUCUUGUGCACAGAAUGAAAAUUUGGAACAACACGUUGUAUAUGGCCAUACCCAGGUUUAAGCCAGGCGUGCCGGCCACAUUAUGCAAAAGUUACAGAGGUACUAUAAAACCAUUYCCAUCAAUAAAUAUUCAGGAAGUAGGCAACUGCAUUGGGAUGCAAAACAUCAAGGACAUCGAAAUCGAUCAUUUAGGCCAACUGUGGGUGUUAGACAUAGGCAAAGUUUAUGAUCUAGAAAAACCGGAUUAUACUUGCGAUCCAAAAUUAGUUAUACUAGACAUUGGUACGGGAAAAAUAAUACAAUCAGCGGUGAUACCAAGCAGUAUGUAUACAAUUCAAAGCAUACUSAGUGGUAUUUCGAUUGACUUGAAAUCACUUACCGCUGUAAUAGCUGAUAUAGGUCCAAAUUCUGGGUUUAUUGUUUAUAGAUAUGAUUUAGGAUAUUUUCAAAAAUUUCAAUGCAAAAUAUUGUCCAGUGUUAAGGACUACAACGAAGCACUUUUAACUAUAUCUCCAAUUGAUAAUAUGUUAUACUUCACCACCGUAGAAAUGGACAGUCUAUUCACAAUUCCAUUGAGUGUAUUCAAUGCACCUUUCGUCAAUGACAUAAGUCAUUAUGUUAACAACCAUGGACUGAAAACAGACGUAUCGACUGCUAUGAUCAUGGAUACGACUGGAAACUUAUAUCUAGGCUUGACUAGAAAAGUAAUCGCCUGGAACACUUUAAAAAACAAUUUCGACAUCAAAGAUUUGUACAUACAAGAAGUGAGACUAGAUUGGAUUUCAAGUUUUGCGUUUGAUUCAAACGGAUAUUUUUGGAUGAUUUCUUCAGCAUUCAGUGAUUUCUUAAAUGGAUCGAGUUCGAAAAGAAUGAAUACUAGAAUAUUUAAAAGGUUUUGUGGUACAACAGCCUUUGCACUUCUAAAUGUUCAAAUGCCUAAAAACAGUGCAAACGACACUCUCCCCAUUAAUUACAAUUCUGUCGAUACCAAAACUGCGUCUUCUAUUUAUAUUUUAACUUUUAUUAUAUUGUUGCAAAUUGUAUUGUAAAAAUGUAACGCACCAAUCACAACAAACACAUAUUUAAACAUAAAAACUGUACAGAAUUGUCAUAACUACUCAUAAGUAGCUACGAAUUGUAAAUUAUAAUAAGUUAAA